Messenger RNA from Myotis davidii, 1739 nucleotides. It is a transcript of the gene PNLIP, whose product is annotated as pancreatic lipase. The transcript has 15 exons. Gene Ontology annotation, molecular function: protein binding; triacylglycerol lipase activity. The coding region runs from base 279 to 1694 and encodes 471 amino acids. Gene Ontology annotation, biological process: lipid metabolic process. Lineage: Eukaryota; Metazoa; Chordata; Mammalia; Chiroptera; Vespertilionidae. The record is from RefSeq and is a predicted model, not a curated record.
UUUUUCUUCGGAGAAGCACGAGUUUCUUUUUGUGGUCCCUGAUCAAUUUUAAACAGUUGAAACACCAGUGGCACUGUUAACUGCUUAAAAGGGCUCCCAGGGUUCUGUGAGGCUGCUACUAGGAUUAGGAAAGACAAAGCUGUUGGAGAAAUUAACAUUGAGCACCCUGACUAUCCAAUCAAAUGCAUCCUUGGAACUGCUCAAAAAGAUAAGGCUUGCCUAUAAAAGGACCUUUAGGUGCUAUCUGGUUGUGCGCGGGGCCUGACGGAACUGCCACGAUGCUUCCAAUCUGGACACUUUCGCUGCUGCUGGGGACAGUAGUAGGGAAAGAAAUCUGCUUCCAAAGGCUUGGCUGCUUCAGCGAUGAAGCCCCCUGGGCAGGGAUUGUGGAAAGACCCCUCAAAAUAUUGCCCUGGGGCCCCAAAGAGGUCAACACCCGCUUCCUCCUGUACACCAAUGAGAACCCCAACUCCUUUCAGGAAAUCCGUGCAGAGCCAUCAACUAUCGAGGCCUCCAAUUUCAAAACGAAUAGGAAAACCCGUUUCAUUAUUCACGGAUUCAUAGACAAGGGAGAAGAAGGCUGGCUGGCCAAUAUGUGCAAGAACAUGUUUCAGGUGGAAAGCGUGAACUGCAUUUGCGUGGAUUGGAAAAGUGGCUCCAGAACGGGCUACACACAGGCCUCACAGAACAUCCGGAUUGUGGGGGCAGAGGUGGCCUACUUUGUGGAAGUCCUUCAGUCAGCAUUUGGGUACUCGCCUUCCGAUGUCCACAUCAUCGGCCACAGCCUGGGUUCCCAUGCGGCCGGCGAGGCGGGAAGGAGGACCAAUGGGACGGUGGGACGCAUCACAGGUUUGGACCCAGCUGAACCUUGCUUUGAGGGGACACCUGAAUUAGUCCGAUUGGACCCCAGUGAUGCUCAGUUUGUGGAUGUAAUUCACACAGACGCUGCCCCCAUCAUCCCCAACAUGGGAUUUGGAAUGAGCCAAACUGCGGGACACCUGGAUUUCUUUCCGAAUGGAGGAAAAGACAUGCCCGGAUGUCAGAAGAACAUUCUCUCUCAGAUUGUUGAUAUUGAUGGGAUCUGGGAAGGCUCUCGUGACUUUGUUGCCUGUAAUCACCUGAGAAGCUACAAGUAUUACUCCGACAGCAUCCUCCACCCUGAUGGUUACACUGGCUUCCCCUGUGACUCUUACAGCUCUUUCACCUCAAACAAGUGCUUCCCCUGUCCAACUGGAGGCUGCCCACAGAUGGGACAUUAUGCUGACAGAUAUGCUGAGAAAACUAAGGGAGUAGGCCAGACAUUUUAUCUAAACACGGGCGACGCCAGCUAUUUUCCCCGUUGGAGGUAUAGGGUAACUGUUAUUCUGUCUGGAAAGAAGGUCAGAGGACACGUGCUAGUUUCUUUGUUUGGCGACAGAGGAAAUUCUAAGCAGUACGAAGUUUUCAAGGGCGUUCUCCGACCAUCCAGUAUUCAUACCAAUGAAUUUGACUCAGAUGUGGAUGUUGGAGAUUUGAAGAAUGUUAAAUUUAUUUGGUAUAACAAUGUGAUCAACCCGACUCUACCCAAAGUGGGAGCAUCCCGGGUCAUGGUGCAAAGAAAUGAUGGGAAACUGUACACUUUCUGUAGCCUAGAAACUGUGAGGGAAGAUGUUCUGCUCACUCUCACCCCAUGUGGGGAGCCUGCUGACUUCUGACCACUAAAUCUUAUUGCUAAUAAAAUCUGUUGGUGAAGCAAUACA